GGCAUAUCCUCUAUAAUUACAGUAACCUUGCUUCUCUUCACCAUACACUUUAAAGACACAAAACAAAUAAAAUAUCUCAGUGAGCUUAAUCAAAGAGCAACAAUGACGGAGGAGGUGAUUCUUCUGGAUUACUGGCCGAGUAUGUUCGGAGUGAGGACAAGGAUUGCUCUAGAGGAGAAAGACAUCAAAUUCGACUACAGAGAACAAGACCUGUGUAAUAAAAGUGCCUUGCUCCUCGAGAUGAACCCGGUUCACAAGAAAAUACCGGUUCUCAUCCACAAUGGCAAACCAGUCUGUGAAUCUCUUAUCCAGGUCAUGUACAUCGACGAGACUUGGCCAGGUAAAAACCCACUCCUUCCUUCUGAUCCUUACCAAAGAGCUCAAGCCAAGUUUUGGGGAUAUUUCAUCGACAAAAUGGUGCCGGGUCUAGCGAAGUUGAUGUGGGGAGCGAAAUUUGAGGAGCAAGAGGCUGGGAAGGAGUUCAUAGAGAUGCUCAAGACUGUAGAGUCCGAGCUUGGAGACAAGACUUACUUUGGAGGCGAAACAUGUGGUUAUGUGGACAUAGCUCUGAUUGGAUUCUACUGCUGGUUCGACGCUUUUGAGAAGUAUGGGAACUUUAGCAUCGAAGCAGAGUGUCCACAAAUUAUUGCUUGGGCUAAGAGGUGUGUGAAGAGAGGCAGUGUGGCUAAGUCUCUCCCUGAUUCUGACAAGAUCACUAAGCUCGUUCCUGAGAUAAAGAAGAAAAAGGGAAUCGAGUAGUUCUGUUCUUUUCUGUUUGAUUUAUGCUCUAUUUCAAGUUAGCAUAAUAACACAAACAUUAUGAUCUAUGUAAGAUUAUGUCUCAGGUUUGUAACAUUAGGAGAAAUGCUUAAAUGGUAUUUAGUUUUUUUUUUCUUUUUAUCUUGAUCGGUGGGAAGAGAACGGAAGAAGAUUCUGAUACAUUGAGCGUAG
Molecule: messenger RNA, 951 nt
Organism: Eruca vesicaria subsp. sativa (arugula)
Lineage: Eukaryota; Viridiplantae; Streptophyta; Magnoliopsida; Brassicales; Brassicaceae
Source: the annotation of a GenBank genome assembly